AUGGGUUUGUUUUCUUUCUUUAAGAAAAAGGAAACGGGAGUAAAUGCUAUUUUACUGGGACCUCCAGGAAGUGGCAAAGGAACGCAGGCUCCAAAACUUUCUGAGAAAUUUUGCUCUUGUCAUUUGUCAACAGGAGAUAUGCUGAGAGCAGUAGUUGCAUCUGGUUCUGAUCUUGGUAAACGAGUUAAAAAGGUGAUGGAUGACGGUAACCUGGUAUCUGAUGAUCUAGUUGUUGAAUUGAUUGAUGAUAAUCUUAAUAAGCCAGAGUGCAAGAAUGGAUUUCUUCUUGAUGGCUUCCCCAGAACCGUUUUGCAAGCGGAAAAGCUUGACCAACUUUUGCAAAGAAGAAAUCAAAUACUGAAUGCUGUUAUAGAAUUCAGAAUUGAUGAUGAUUUAUUGGUAAAGCGAAUUACUGGAAGAUUAAUCCAUCUAAAAAGUGGAAGGUCUUAUCAUACUGAGUUCAACCCUCCUAAAGUACCAAUGAAAGAUGACAUCACUGGAGAGCCUCUGGUUCAUAGAUCAGAUGAUAAUCCUGAAGCUCUAAAAAAAAGAUUGGAUAAUUAUCACAAACAAACAACUCCUUUGAUAGAUUAUUAUGGAAAAAGAGAUUUGCACAGACAUGUUGAUGCCAGUCAGAGUCCAAAUAAAGUGUUUUCAGAAAUUGUAAAUUUACUUGAAAAUUUGCCCCGUAAAGACAGAAUUUUUGCUAGUAAUGUUAAUUUCAGUUUUAAAAAAUGA
Helobdella robusta is the source of this 738-nucleotide messenger RNA. RefSeq lists its product as hypothetical. The transcript is spliced from 5 exons. Gene Ontology annotation, biological process: ADP biosynthetic process. Bases 1 to 738 code for a protein of 245 amino acids. NCBI's taxonomy places the organism in Eukaryota, Metazoa, Annelida, Clitellata, Rhynchobdellida, Glossiphoniidae. Gene Ontology annotation, molecular function: AMP kinase activity; ATP binding. Gene Ontology annotation, cellular component: mitochondrion; cytoplasm. The record is from RefSeq and is a predicted model, not a curated record.